Messenger RNA from Lampris incognitus (smalleye Pacific opah), 2967 nucleotides. It is a transcript of the gene cd248a, whose product is annotated as CD248 molecule, endosialin a. Lineage: Eukaryota; Metazoa; Chordata; Actinopteri; Lampriformes; Lampridae. Gene Ontology annotation, cellular component: external side of plasma membrane; extracellular matrix. Gene Ontology annotation, biological process: cell migration. The transcript has a single exon. The record is from RefSeq and is a predicted model, not a curated record. Bases 299 to 2704 code for a protein of 801 amino acids. Gene Ontology annotation, molecular function: calcium ion binding; extracellular matrix protein binding; extracellular matrix binding.
ACUUGAGUCCAGCGCAGAACUCUUUUCAGCGGGCUGGAGUGAAGAGCAGAGUGGAGAGAGAGAGCGAGCGAGAGAGACGGGGGAAAAGGAAGAGAGCCAGAGGUCAAAACGAGAGAGAAAAAUUUCAGAUUAAAGAAAAAUACAGCGAGAGAAAAAUCUACAGCAGGGAAAAAAGUGUUUCAAAGGCAGAGAUAAAAGUGUCAACAGAGAGAGAGGGAGGGAGAGAGAGGGAGAGAGAGGGAGAGAGAGGGAGAGAGAGAGAGUCGUCAAGUUUGAGAAGACGGGCGGUGAAUACAGAAUGGGCUCCCUGCAGAUCUGUGCCGCCGCCGUCCUCUCUUUCUCCCUGCUGAGCUGCUUCUGUGGCGUGUCCCCUGUCCUCGCCCAGGACCUUAGAGAGACGGAUGCCUUGUGUCACGAAGACGGCUGCUUUGUGGUCUACUUUCAACGCAAGACGUUUCUGGCCUCCUGGAGAGCCUGCAGGAAGAAAGGGGGCAACCUGGCCACCAUCAAACGCCGGGAGGAGGCCGACACCAUCGCGACACUCCUGGCCGACGCGGACCUGCGUCACUCGCGCACCAAGGUCAAUGUGUGGAUUGGGCUUCAACGCCAGCCUCGCCAGUGCACGGCUUCGCGGCCGCUCCGCGGUUACUCCUGGACUACCGGGGACCAGGAUACCCAGUAUACCAACUGGCUGAGGGAGGACUCUCCCAGUUUGUGCUCGGCCCCACGCUGUGUUGUUAUGGGCUACAGCACGUUCGCCCACGAACAGCACGACAACUUCAAAUGGCUGGAUGGUUCCUGCUCCGUCCCUGUGGACGGGUACCUGUGCCACUACGGCUACAAAGGAAUGUGUCCCGCCUUGUGGAGCGAAGGGGGCGGGAAUGCCCUCUACACCACACCCUUUGACCUUCUCAGUACCCUGCUCACCCACGUGCCCAUCGGAUCGGUCGCCACCUUGCCCUGCCCGGCGGGCGACAAGGAUGAGCAGGUGGUUCUGUGUCUGCUGAGGGAGGACGGUACAGCGGGCUGGUCCCAAGACCCCCCCUUCUGCAUCGACGCCGCCAUGUCGGAGAACUGGUGCGAGCAGAAUAACGGCGGGUGUCAGCACUUCUGUCGGGAGGCCGGCGCCCAGUACUACUGCGAGUGCUCCGACGGGUUUCAGCUGAGCGACGACAGGCACAGCUGCGUGGCCGACGUGUGCCGAGGGGCGCCCUGCGAGUUCGAGUGCCUGCCCCUCUCGGACACCUAUCGUUGCGCCUGCCCCGACGGCUACAUGCUGGCACCAGACGACGUCGGCUGCGUGGACGUGGACGAGUGCCUCCAGAGCCCGUGCGCGCAACUCUGCGUGAAUACGGUCGGGACCUUCAAGUGCCAGUGCCGGCAGGGUUAUCAUCUCGACGAGGUGGGCGAGUGUGAGGACGUGGACGAGUGCGGUUUCAACCUGUGCGAGCACGCCUGCGAGAACACGCUGGGCUCUCAUCUCUGCCACUGCCACCUGGGCUACUUUCCGGCGCCCGAGGACCCGAGCCGAUGCCAGGACAUCGACGAGUGCCAGAUCCCUGGAACCUGUGACCAGAUGUGCGUGAACUAUGAUAGCGGCUUUGAGUGCCACUGCGAGGUGGGCUACGAACUCAUGUCGGAUAACUACUCCUGUCAGAAGAUUGGGGAGGGUGACCAACUCGCCGUCACCCCUUUUCCUUGGGGGACUCACAAUCCGGAAACCGUGUGGGAUCCAGAGGACCCCGUCUACCAAUGGAACCCUCAGCAGAGCCACACUGACUGGCCUCUGGAGGAUGAAGACGCCCUGGACUGGCUGACCGACUCACCCAGCGUCAUGGCUCCAGAUGUUAUUUGGGUCACCGCAGCCCCUCAGGAGGAUCUGCUAGACAACCUAAAACCGCCUGAACCUGAGGAGAAGGAGGCAAAGGAGGAGGAGGAGGAAAAUGAGGAUGGGGCAGCGAGGGGAGACGUCAGGCCACAUGCAGACAUAUAUGAGUGGGAGGGUAAAGGUCUGUCAGGGUGGACAGAUGUACCAGUCUCCACCACAACCCAACCCGCUGCUAGCCCUACUCUGACACCAGACUAUGACUAUGACUAUGACAACCAGGAAGAGGAGACCACCACCGGUCUCUCCACCCUCCCCACCUCCACCAUCACAGAAGGGGCCUGGAACUGGCUCUGGUCGGGCAGCACCCCUGCCAGCCAGGAGACAGGAAAUGCAGCCACCGUGGAGCCGGGCAUAGACGGCUUUAUCACUCCCGAGUCCAGUCAUCACAAAGACGGCGAGGAGGAUAGUGACCACUACACCUCUCCGGGUUCCCCUCAGAUCCCAGUAGAGGUGGUGGGGGUGGGGGAAGGGGGCGAGGACUACCAGGAAACCGUAAAACCUGCAAAUCCGACUGUUCUUUCCCAGAGAACCUCUCCCACGUUACCCCCGAGCCCGAGCGGGGAGGGAGUUAACUGCGUGGACCUGACGGAGGGCGACGGAGAGCAGAAGCAGGGCAGCAGCUGGCUCCUGGUGGGCCUCCUGGUGCCCCUCUGCAUAGUCAUCGUGGUGAUGGUGGUGCUGGGCAUCGUGUACUGCACCCGCUGUGCUGUUCAGCCACGCAGCAAAAAUGCCACGGACUGCUACCACUGGAUCUCCGGGGCACACGACAAACAGGGUGCCCCCAACCCCCCCGCGGGGGUUAAGACCAACGUCUAAACAGGAUGGGGGAGGAAGUGACGUACCCAUAAGCAGACUCUGUGUCAGGAGAUAACGACGAGUGAGUGAUGAGCCAGGUGAGAGAGGACCUGGAGUUGUGGCUUACAUUUCCCAGAAGCACCCGAUGUCCCUUUGCAAUCGACCUCUCUAGGAACACUUUUGGAUGCCGCUGUGGAAUUUCAGCCGAACGCAACGAGGGAAUGCAGGCCCUCAGAAUCCAAAGAUCUUUUUUUUAUUAUUAUUUUGGAAGGGGGGGGGGCUGC